Molecule: messenger RNA, 1564 nt
Organism: Eruca vesicaria subsp. sativa (arugula)
Lineage: Eukaryota; Viridiplantae; Streptophyta; Magnoliopsida; Brassicales; Brassicaceae
Source: the annotation of a GenBank genome assembly
AUUACUCUCCCACCCGAAAGCCAUAUCCAAUAUCCUAUGGGCUAUUAACGUUAACUAAACAAUAUCCAAUAUCCAAUAUCCAAUAUCCAAUAUCCAAUAUCCAAAUAGCAUCAAAUGGAAUAUACCUUUUAAGAAUCUUUUAGGUCUAUAAAGACAGAGACAUCUCACUCAAAGCUCCUCUUCUACUUAACACAAACACAACCAACAAAAAAAACAAAACUCAAAACAUACUAUGACUUGUACCCAAACACUCCUAAACAACAACAACAACAAAGACAACAAGUACCAGAUCUGCGAAGAGAUCGGUCGUGGCCGCUUCGGAACCGUUACACGCGUCUACUCUCCAUCCACCGGCGAUUUCUUCGCAUGCAAAACCAUCGCAAAAAGCUCCCUAACCGACGCGCUUGACCGCGCGUGCAUAGACACCGAACCAAAACUCAUGGCUCUCUUGUCUUACCACCCAAACAUCAUCCAAAUCCACGACCUCGUCGACACUGACUCCACCCUCUCCAUCUACAUGGAGCUAGUGGACCCCUCCGUCUCCAUCUACGACCGUCUCGUCUCCUCCGGUCCCUUCUCCGAGUCCCAAACGGCGUCGUUCGCCAAACAGAUUCUCCAAGGUCUCUCGCAUUGUCACCGUUACGGCGUCGUUCACAGGGACGUUAAACCGGAGAAUAUUCUUUUGGAUCUUAGGGACGAUACGGUGAAGAUAUGUGACUUCGGGUCUGGGGUUUGGUUAGGUGAGGGAGAGAGUACAGAAGGUGUGGUGGGGACGCCUUAUUACGUGGCGCCCGAGGUUCUGAUGGGUUUUGAAUAUGGUGAGAAGGUUGAUGUUUGGAGCGCUGGUGUUGUUUUCUACACGAUGCUCGCCGGAGCUCCGCCGUUUUACGGGGAGACGGCGGAGGAGAUUUUUGAAGCGGUGUUGAGAGGGAACUUGAGGUUUCCGCCGAGUGUGUUUAGAGGAGUUUCGUCGAUGGCUAAAGACUUUUUGAGGAAGAUGAUGUGUAAAGAUGUGUCUAGGAGACUCUCAGCUGAACAAGCUCUCAGGCACCCAUGGAUUCAAAGAGCAGGGGAAGCAGAGGAGAGAUUCAUCUAGAAAGAUUCAGAUAUAUAAGUGAAGAGAGGAGAAUGUAAUAAAGUAGUUAGUAGUGCUUAUCGGUUUGUUUGGUCUAACAGUAACAUGUGUGAGUGUCGGCAUGUAAAUGGGGUUCCUACCCACAAGACUCUUCUGGAAGAACAUAUAAAGAAAAAGGAGCUAAAUAAAUAAAAGAGGUUGCUGCCAAAGUUCCAAGCUGGCUGGCUUCUUCUGAGUGAUGUUUGGCAAUGAGUUUUUUUUUUUUUCCUUUUGUGAAAUGUUGGCUUUAAGGUUUGCCUUUUGCUGUUUGUUUAAUUCCUUUAGGUGUAGUGUAGAAGGUAACUAUCUUUUUCCGCCUUUUGCUGUUUUAUUUUCUGCCUUUGAGGUGUGUAAAAGGAUGAGAGAAAAGCAGAGUUGUACUCCUUUUUUUUCUCGCUUUAUCAAUAAAAUAUGUUAUAUAUUUUCCUUUUUCAUAUUUUUAACAUUUGA